UUUUAUGGUUCUUUAACUUUCUGUCACAUUUCGGUUUAACGUUAGCUUCAGUGCUAAUUUCAGUUUAACGUUAGCUUCAGUGCUAAUUUCAGUUUAACGUUAGCUUCAGUGCUAAUUUCAGUUUAACGUUAUCCUCAGUGCUAAUUUCAGUUUAACGUUAGCUUCAGUGCCAAUUUCAUCUUGACGUUAGCUUCAGUGCUAAUUGCAACUUGACGUUAGCUUCAGUGCUAAUUUCAACUUGACGUUAGCUUCAGUGCUAAUUUCAACUUGACGUUAGCUUCAGUGCUAAUUUCAACUUGACGUUAGCUUCAGUGCUAAUUUCAACUUGACGUUAGCUUCAGUGCUAAUUUCAACUUGACGUUAGCUUCAGUGCUAAUUUCAACUUGAUGUUAGCUUCAAUGCUAAUUUCAACUUGACGUUAGCUUCAGUGCUAAUUUCAACUUGACGUUAGCUUCAGUGCUAAUUUCAACAUGACGUUAGCUUCAGUGCUAAUUUCAACUUGACGUUAGCUUCAGUGCUAAUUUCAACUUGAUGUUAGCUUCAAUGCUAAUUUCAACUUGACGUUAGCUUCAGUGCUAAUUUCAACUUGACGUUAGCUUCAGUGCUAAUUUCAACUUGACGUUAGCUUCAGUGCUAAUUUUGUUUUCUUUACGACGUUGGUCUGUUUGUGGUGGCUGUCGGUUUUCUUAACAUGGACUGAUUAGAGGGCAUGUUGAGAUUAUUCAGUGUUUCCAGUCUUGUACGCAGAGCUCUGUGUGUCAGUGCUGAGGAAAUGGGAAAGAAAGGCAGUUUCUUUUAUGCUGUAAGGAAAGGACACAGGCCUGGUGUGUACCAAACAUGGGACGAAUGCAAAUUUCAAGUGGACAAAUUCCCUGAUGCACGGUAUAAAAAGUUUGCAGUUGAAGAUGAAGCAUGGGCUUUUGUAAGGAACGAACCAACAUCCUCAGAGAAGUCUGAAGCCUCCCAGAGUACCAAAAGUGUUCUUGCUGGCUCUAAAAGGCCCAUUGAAGAGGAUGAGGUUGAUGGAGGGAGUGUUAAGCGAGUGAAACUGGAGCCUUCUGCUGCGGAGAGUACUAAGGGGUUCACCUACAUGGGAGAUGCAGUGGUAGUGUACACAGAUGGCUGCUGUACAAAAAAUGGAAGACAUGGAGCUCGUGCAGGGAUCGGUGUGUACUGGGGUCCCAAUCACUCUCUUAACGUUUCAGAGAGGUUAUCAGGGAGACAAACCAACCAACGAGCUGAACUACAGGCAGCUUGCAAGGCACUGGAACAAGCCAUAGAUAUGGACAUCCAAAAGCUAGUGCUCUACACAGACAGCAAAUUCACUAUUAACGGGAUUACCAGCUGGGUAAAAAACUGGAAAACCAACGGCUGGAGACUCAAAACAGGGGGUGCAGUGGUCAAUAAAGAAGACUUCCAAAAGCUUGAUGAACUAAAUGAAGAGCUCGAUGUUAAAUGGAUGCACAUCCCAGGUCAUGCUGGCUAUUUAGGAAAUGAGGAGGCAGACAGACUCUCUAGAGAGGGAGCAGCAAAACCUCAGUGCUAACUGGUGUUGGCAAACAAAGACUGCUGCUGUGUUCAUGCCUGAGCUUAGGUUAUUAAUAGUGUUUGCGUGUGUUCUCACUGUGUAACGCAAACCCCUGCACUUUUUUUUUUUUUAAAUAUUUCAUUUGACUUUUUCUGUAAAUAAAUUGUGUUUAAAUUGUGAUGCUUUUUGCUAGAUUAAUUUCUUCUUUUCUGGACGAAAACCUUGGCAGACACAGUAAAAGAAGCAGUGUUUUCUAGAAGGUUUGUGGAUACAUAACCAGAUAAUUAUUAACCAGCAUAUAAAUGUUAGUAGACUGUAUCAUGGAAUUGUUUCAUUAUAUAAUUUACUGUAUAUUGUUCAUUUGUGAAAUCCACCCACUGUAAUACAGCAGUUUAUCCCCAGAUGGCACUGCAGUAUAUUUUUCCACGACGGCAAAGUAUAGAGGAAUAACGUUAUAGAAUAGUGAAAGAAAAUCCAAAUAGUCAGACAUUUGAAACUAUUUUUGCAUUGCAUAAUAACUUGCGCUCUGCCUUACUGGCUUUCACCACUAGCACGUUUUUUCUUUAAUAUAUUAGGCAGACAAAGUUUAUUGAAUGUUACACCACACAUUGAAGAAAGCACAUUUUUGGACAUUUCUUGUCUGGUUAUGAAAUCUAAAAUAUAUAAUAGUAUGUGGCAUGAUAAGAGUGAGGGAUGAUUAGUUAUUGCUUGGUUUUAUCUUUUUUAUCUGCAUAGACAUGCAUAAAGUGCUGAUUUGAUUGGAGUUACCUAGAGAAGUUUGGCCUCUCAGGUACGUGCUCAGCAGUGAGAUGGUGUCCUCUGAGCAUCGGGUGUUUGUUUCCAGUCUGGGUGGAUGAGUGCUCUCUCCAGCUCUCUGCAGUAAGCCUGUGUCUAGACAGUGAUGCUACAUGUUAAAAUUCUGAUAAGCCCCGCAGCAAAGAGGGAGAGUGAGAACAUAUUCUCCUUCAUGAGAAGAAGGUAGGUGUGAAUCCCAACAUAGCUCCCAGCAUGCUCUGCUCUGAUCUCCACUGCAGCACCUCGGCACCUCUGGAGGCCUGCGGAGACGUGUAUCAUUGACGCUGGGAUAUGAAGGCAAUACCUUUGGGCGAGACUCGGGAUCCAUAUAGCUAGCAGGGUGUUGAGUGUGCAUCACCUCACACAGCUACUAGUUGUCAGUUGAGCUUUUUCGUUGUACACAGAACUCUAUUCUGUGCAACACACACAAACCCAGAUGACAUUAGUAUACAGUGCUGCAGUCUUUUUGAUGCAGCCGAAAGCCACAAACUUGAGUUAGAUCUGCAGCAGAGCACUUCAAGUUCAACUCCUUCUGACAGACUGGUGCAUGGUCUUUACUGGCAUUGCACAUACAUGCAAGCAAAUAGGUUCUAAAGAGUGUGUGUUCUGAAUCUGAGAUCCCUCCACCUUUGUUUGAUAGUCAGACACAGCGCUAAUUUGUAAAAGAUGAAGGGAGUGGAGGAGGGGCAGCAAACACACCGUCAUUAGCGUGCAUCUGGUCUCGCGGCUCUUCAAACAGCGCCUCGCAGCUGACUCUGCUCCUCCAACCUGGGAGCAGAAAGUGUAGGGGAAUUUCCGAUAAUGAAUCCAGCGCGAGGCCUUCUUUUUUGCCGUAACAUCAAUGGCAGCGCCACGCUGUGUAGGCACAGGGAGUCACAAUCAAACACGUUGGCACAUCAUAACCGAGCCGACAUCUGUUUCCAUGACAGCUGUCUGGAGCAGCAUCAGCAUAAGUAACUCCCGCCUCAGAACUUAGCCUGACUGUUUGAUAUCUCUAGUGAAAAAGAGAGAAGAUGAUUCUGUUAGGAAGGCUGUUUGGUUUGUUGUUUAGUUCUGCUAUUGUAGAAAAGGAAGUUUGGAGUCUGUGAAGCUGGCAGGAUUAUAAAGCCGAGUGGUUAGUGAACCAACUCCGAUGAGCUGUGUGAGAAGCUUCUUGAGUGAAGAGAGAAGCAUUACAGACACUAGUGCUGGUUCUGAAGUCGUGCCGAAGAGCAGGCCGAGAGCAUGGUGGGAACAAAUUUUGGAUGAAGCAAUCUCUGUGGCCCUUCAACAUCUCUGAGUGAAACAUGAAAGAGGUUGAGCUACUAUUUUAUUCUGUCUUCCUGUCAUCCAUCUCUGUCCACUCAAUCUGUAUAGGUGCUUUAGUCUGGCCCUGUUCUGUCAGGGGUCGGGAUACAUCCUGCCUGACUUACACAUGCUUGUGAGGGGGACUCAAUACACAGCAAGGUUAACACCGACACUGUGGCAUUCUGCUGCGCAUAAAUUGCCCCCAGAUCCCCAAGCCACUCUUCCAUAUCUAACACAACAAAGUGUGAUGUUUAAAAAGUAUGAACUACAAUAUCUUUGUUCCCAGCCCUGAUAAUACACUCUGAUAUUCUAUAUAGCCUCAAAUGGUGGAAACCUGACCAUCUUGCAGCUAUUUGUAUUUUGAACAUCCCCUUUCAGAUUUUGUCCCCAUGAACUGUUUAUAAUAACCUUGACUCUUCUAGGUUUUGGAGCAUGCCUAUGGGGAUUUGUCCAAUCAGCCACAAGAACAUUAGUGAGGUUGUGCAUGUAGUUGGUGUUCCAGUUCCUCCCAAAUUUGUUCAGUGUGGUUGAGGUCAGGGCUCUGAUCAAGCUCAUGUCUUCAUGGGCCUCACUUUGUGCACAGGGGCAUUGUCAUGCCGAAACAGACUCGGGGCCCCUUAGUUUCACUUAAAGGGAAAUUGUAAUUUUUUGACCAAUCUAUGUGGAUCCUAAAAGUCUGUUUAUAUAAAUAUUUUUCCAAAUAAUAUUGAUCAAAAUAUUAGUCUGAGACUGUCAACAGUUGAAGUAUGCAUGCAAUGAAGGCAUUGUGUCCUUGGACUGAAUAGAGCAGGUGGCCAGGUAAUGCACUUUCACUUAAGAGGGUGAACUUGGAAGAGUAUGUGCUGUAGCCUCCAGGUAAUCACUCCGUUUGUAAUUAUAUCAAAAGCUCAAACCACCACUCAGUUAAAACCUGCUGCAUCUACUUGAAAGUGGGGAAUUUAUUAUUAAAAUAUUGUUGCAAUCUUUGAAGUACUUUGGUAUCCUGAAACAAGAUUUCCAGGCAAAUUCUUCGUGCAGUUCUGCAGUGUCUGUAAAACUCAAUGGGUAAAGUUCUUGAAAUUCAUCAUUUUGAUGUUUAAUAGUAACAUCUAAAAGAAGCUCUUGAUCUGCAUUUAGAUGAUAACCGUGUUAAGCUGUUCCUAUUAAAAAGAAUGAAAUAUGUUUUGAUGGCUGUUAAGGUAUAGAAUAAAUGUAGAUGUGUUGAAA
Molecule: messenger RNA, 4816 nt
Organism: Tachysurus fulvidraco (yellow catfish)
Lineage: Eukaryota; Metazoa; Chordata; Actinopteri; Siluriformes; Bagridae
Gene: rnaseh1
Product: ribonuclease H1
Exons: 8
Coding region: 710-1546 (278 amino acids)
Biological process (GO): DNA replication, removal of RNA primer
Molecular function (GO): magnesium ion binding; nucleic acid binding; RNA-DNA hybrid ribonuclease activity
Source: RefSeq, a predicted model, not a curated record